Molecule: messenger RNA, 642 nt
Organism: Bipolaris victoriae FI3
Lineage: Eukaryota; Fungi; Ascomycota; Dothideomycetes; Pleosporales; Pleosporaceae
Exons: 2
Coding region: 1-642 (213 amino acids)
Source: RefSeq, a predicted model, not a curated record
AUGGCAUCUAUACUUACAACUGCAAGACUCGUAUGCAAAGACGCACAAGCCCGGCAAAAGGCCAUCGAAUACUUUCAGAAGAUCAUCGACUACACAACGCCGAACGAGCCCGAGGUGUUGCAAUACGUGUGCGCCCUGCCAUACGAUGAUCAGGCAGAAAAGGAGAUUUACAUGAUCGAAGAAUACGCGAACCAAGCGGCAAGUGAUGCACAUAUGACUACCAAACCCGUACAAGACCUCAUUCAACUAUUCUCCGCCGGAGAGGUUCUCGCUCAACCCCCUGAAGUACAUCCUUGUCCUAUUGUAAAUAAAACGAUGCUGGGUUCAACAUUAUCCAUUUCUUCAACCCCUGUUAUUGCUCUGCUGAACGUCCCUUCGAAGCCCAAUCAGUCUGUAGCGCCAAAGAGAGACUGGGAGGGAGUCUUUGAGAAGGCCGUAGUUGAUGUAAAGGGGCUUGGUGCAAUGCUGGUAUCGGAAGAUAAAGAGGCGAAGUGUAUGCGCAUGGAGGGUGUACUGCAAGAUGACGACGCAUAUAGAGAAUUCCAAAGGGUGGUCGCGGGAAACAAGACGGGUACGGUUGAAAUGGUCCGAAUCAAGCUAGUUUGUGGUUUUGUUAGUCGUGAGGCGAAGAGCAAGUUGUAG